CCGCGAGAUUUAAAAUAGAACUCGCGACGGACUUUUUUAACAGCUUUGAGACUACAGCCCGGCAGGACAAUUUUUCAGUUCAGUCUGAACCUACCAGGUCUAUCCCGAGUCAGAGGAUGGUUGAGCUUAAUCAGAAGUCUGUCUUGGAUAUGAUUAAAGAGUUCAGGAGGAAUUGGCACACUCUUUGUACCUCUGAGAGAACCACUGUAUGUGGUGCAGACUCCAUGCUCCUGGCAUUGCAGCUUUCCAUAGCAGAGAACAACAAACAGCAUAGUGGAGAAUUUACAGUUUCCCUCAGCGAUGUCUUAUUGACUUGGAAAUACUUUCUACAUGAGAAGUUGAACCUACCAUUUGAAAAUACAGAAGUGAUUGACCAUUAUGAGGACAUUAGGAGGACUUACGAUGAUUUCUUAAAGAAUAGUAAUAUGGUAGAUCUGAUUGAUGUUUAUAAAAAAUGUAGUGUUUUGAUUUCUAGUUGUGAAAAUAAUGCCAACAUAUCCCCUAGUCAGCUACGCGAUUUUCUUUCUGGGAGACAGUAUGUAGUAACUGAUGAAACUGAUCUUUAUGUACCAACAUCACCAAUGAGUAAACACAACCAGGAUAAUGAAAAGGUGCAGUUACUAGCAAGAAAAAUUAUCUACUCAUAUUUAAGCCUGCUUGUGAAUUCAAAGAAUGACCUGGCUCUGGCUCAUGUUCUCAAUAUUCCUGAUAGAGGACUUGGAAGAGAAGCCUUCACUGAUUUGAAACAUGCCGCUCAAGAGAAAAAGAUGUCUAUCUUUUUGGUGGCCACAUCAUUUAUUAGAACACUGGAGCUUGGAGGGAAGGGAUAUGCACCAUCACCAUCUGAUCCUUUAAGGGCACAUGUAAAAGGACUGUCUAAUUUUAUUAACUUCAUUGACAAUUUAGAUGAGAUUCUUGGAGAAGUACCAAAUCCAAGCAUUGCAGGGGGUCGGAUACUCUCAGUGAUAAAGAUGCAGCUGAUUAAAGGCCAAAACAGCAGGGAUCCUUUUUGUAAAGCAGUAGAGGAAGUCACUCAGGAUUUGGAUUUGAGGAUUAAAAAUAUUAUCAAUUCUCAACAAGGAGAUGUAGUUGUUAGUACCACUGACAUUAGUCCUGCACGGCCAAAAUCUUAUGCCAUAAACCAUGGGACUGCAUAUUGUGGCAGAGACACUGUGAAAACUUUACUAGUUCUUUUGGACGAAGAAGCAGCCAGUAUGCCUACCAAAAACAAAGCAGAGCUUUUAUAUGAUGAUGAAAACACAAUUCAUCAUAAUGGAGUUUCUAUUCUUACACUUUUUAGAUCUCCCACACAAGUGAAUAAUUCAUCCGUGAAAGCCCUAAGAGAACGCAUCCAUAACUCAAUGCAAGAGAAAAAAAUUAAGAUGAAACAAACCUUAAUUAGAUCCCAGUUUGCUUGUACUUAUAAAGAUGACUGCACAAUAAACAAGGAUAAAUGGAAUGAUGUUAAUUCAGCAUCCAAGCCUUUGUAUGUACUUCCCAUGGAAAAUGACCUUUCUGAAGGUGUAAAUUCAUCUGUUGGAAGGCCAGCAAUUGGAACAAGUUCUGGAAAUGUUCGUCUGGAUAGAAGUAAAAUUGAAAAAGUGGCAAGAAAAUCAAGUAGUCAGACAGGAAAUAAAAGCUCAAAAAGGAAACAGGUGGAUUUAGAUGAUAAAAAUAAUCUCUGUGAUAGUGGAAAUGAACCACCUCAACAUAAAAAUAUUAAGAUAUGUGAGACAUCAAACAAUUUCCAGAAUAAACCAUGUGGCAAAGUAGCCAGAGUAGCAAAAAACAACAAGUGUACAGCCAAGGACAAAUUGAUUACUGGCCAGACAAAGUUAACUCAAUUUUUUAGACUAUGAAUUUGGUUUUUAUGUGCUUUAGAUUUCUGUGUAUAUUAAACUAUUUGCCAAAGGCAUCUACUUAAUUUUUAAGAGAGCAAGGUAUAAGUUAUGAUUCUUUAUUAUGUUGGUCUGAAAUGUAUAUAAGGUAAGUUAAGCAUUUAAAAAAUACUAGUAAAUCAUUAUGCAGAAUAUUCACAAAGUUUAAUGCACA
Mustela erminea (ermine) is the source of this 2052-nucleotide messenger RNA. RefSeq names its product PARP1 binding protein (gene PARPBP). The coding region runs from base 117 to 1859 and encodes 580 amino acids. The transcript is spliced from 11 exons. Gene Ontology annotation, cellular component: chromatin. Gene Ontology annotation, biological process: negative regulation of double-strand break repair via homologous recombination. The record is from RefSeq and is a predicted model, not a curated record. Lineage: Eukaryota; Metazoa; Chordata; Mammalia; Carnivora; Mustelidae.